AGGACAGUCUGACUUCAGUUUGGAGUUUCACCGACGUGCUCGGCAGCAGAGAGGAUCUCACCUGGUUGUUAAAGCAGCAGUUGGUCUUCAGUUGAAUGAGUCUCUGAUGUUUCCAGCACACUGACAUCAUGGCGGCUGCAGCACCAGUGACAGAUGAUCUGCAACCACUGAAACGGAGCAGCAGCUUACAUUGGCUGCCACCUUACAUGUCUGAGCUGAGGGUUGUUCUGCUGGGGAACAGCUGGUCUGAGAGGAGUUCAGUGGGGAACUUCAUACUGGGAGAGACUAAGUUCAACACUGAGAAAGAACCAGGCUUUCUGACAGUCAGAGGACAGUUAAAGGAGAAAGAAAUAGUUCUCAUCAACGCUCCAGAUCUGCUGCAUCCCAACAUCUCUCAACACAAACUGACAGAACUUGUAAAAGACUGUGUGAGACUCUCUGAUCCUGGACCUCAUGUGUUCCUGCUGGUUCUACAGCCUGAAGACUUCACUGAGGAACACAAAUUGAGACUACAAUCAAUCCUUGAACUCUUCAGUGAUCAAUCAUUUGAUCAUUCUCUGGUUCUGAUAUCAACACCCAGAGAGGAGAGUCCAGGGUUGAUGGAAAAAUACCUGGAACGUCCUCCAUUAAAAGACAUGAUCAGAAAAUGUAGAUACAGAUAUUUGAAGCUGAAGAACCUUGAACGUUCAGAGCUGUUAACACGCUUGGGUCAAAUUGUGAAGGAGAAUAAUGGAGAAUAUGUCAGCUGUGAUGUAUUUAAGGCUCCAACAUCAACUUCACCAGGUGAUCAUCAAAGUCCAAAACAAAAGGAAACUCAGACUUCUAUCACAGAUGCUACCAUAAGACCAAAGUCUGAACCCAUCAAACCAGCUUUAAACCUGGUUCUGUGUGGGAGGAGAGGAGCAGGGAAGACUUCAGCAGCCGAGGCCAUUUUAGGUCAGACAGAGUUUCAUUCAGUCUCCAACUCAUCAGAGUGUGUUAAACAUCAGGGAGAGGUGUGUGGACGUUGGGUUUCCCUGGUGGAGCUGCCUGCCUUGUAUGGAAAACCUCAGGAGGCAGUGAUGGAGGAAUCACUCAGGAGUAUCUCCCUCUGUGAUCCUGAGGGCGUCCAUGCCUUCAUCCUGGUCCUACCUGUGGAUCCCCUCACUGAUGAAGACAAGGGAGAGUUAAAGACCAUCCAGAACACAUUCAGCUCUCGAGUCAAUGACUUCACCAUGAUUCUGUUCACUGUGGACUCAGAUCCUACAGCUCCAGCUGUUGUUGACUUUGUGAAAGAAAACAGAGACAUCCAGGAGCUCCGUCAGAGCUGUGGAGGAAGAUAUGUUGUUCUCAACAUCAAGGACAAGCAGCAGAUCCCAGAACUGUUGGACAUGGUGGAAAGAACGAGACUGAGACUCUACAAAGACAAACCAUCCUGCUACACAAUGGAAACAUAUGCAAAUGCCCAAACAGAAAAGCUCAUUCAAGAGAAAUGUAUCAACAUUAAGCAUCAAGGUGAACUUGAGAGGCUGAUGAAGAAGAACAAAAUCACUUGUGAUGAUGAAGAACGGAGUCCAGAGUGUCUCAGGAUUGUGCUGAUAGGGAAGACUGGCUGUGGAAAGAGCUCUUCAGGAAACACCAUUCUAGGAAGAAAAGGGUUUAAAGCUGAAUCAGCCCAAACAUCAGUCACUAAACACUGUCAGAAAGAACAGAGUGAAGUCGAUGGUCGUCAGGUGGUUGUGGUCGACACUCCUGGUCUGUUUGACAAUAGUUUGUCUCAUGAAGAGGUUCAUGAGGAGAUGGUGAAAUGCAUCAGUCUUCUGGCUCCAGGACCACAUGUCUUCCUGUUGGUGUUACAAAUUGGCAGAUUAACACCAGAGGAGAAGGAGACAUUAAAACUUAUCAAGGAAGGAUUUGGGAAGAAUUCUGAGAAGUUUACCAUCAUUCUUUUAACUGGAGGAGAUACACUGGAAGAUGAGGACAUAUCCAUUGAUGAAUACAUUGAAAAGAAGUGUGAUGAUUCCUUUAAGAAGCUGAUCUCUGACUGUGGAGGAAGAUACCAUGUGUUUAAUAACAAAGAUAAAGACAACCACACACAGGUCAGUGAGCUGAUAACCAAGAUUGACACCAUGGUGAAGGAAAAUGGACGCAGCUGCUACACUAAUGAGCUGCUGCAAGAGGCCGAAGCUUCAAUAAAGAAAGAAAUGGAGAGAAUCCUGAAGGAGAAAGAAGAAGAGAUGAAGAGAGAGAGGGAGGAGCUUCAAAGAAAACAUGAGGAAGAAAUGGAAGAAAUGAAAAGACGAAUGGAAGAACAGAGAGCAGAAAUUGAAAAUGAGAGAAAACUGAGAGAAAAACAACUUGAAGAAAAGGAGGAAAACAUCAAAAAAGAACGUGAGGAGAGAAAGAAAGAACAGGAAAUGAGAGAAGAAGAAGACAGGAAGAGAAAACAACAGGAAGAAAUUCAACGACAGGAGUGGAAACAGAAAGUUGAAGAUUUGGAGGAAAAAAUAAAAUCAGAGUCAGAAUCAAAGGAAACCAUUGAUAGAAAGCUGGAGGAGAGCAGAGAAGAGAUGAGAAAAGAACGAGAGAACUGGGAGAUAAAACUAAAAGAAUGGUGGGAAGAACGAUUUAAAGAAGAAGAACAGAGACGUCAGGAAAAACAAGGAAGACUUAGAAAGCUUCAAGAAGAAUACAAACAGGAAAGAGAAAAUUAUGAAAAGAAAAGAAAAGAAGAGGAUCGAAUCAGAAGAGAACAAGAGGAAAAAGAGAAAAAAGACAUUGAGGAGAACUAUAAGAAAAAACUGGAGAAUCUGAAGAAGACACAUGAAGAAGAAGCCAGAAAGAAAGCUGAAGAGUUCAAUGAAUUCAAAGAGAAAUACAAAAAGAAAUCUGCAGCUCUGAAGGAAGAACAUGAGAAACAAAUGAAAGACAAAGAUCAACAAUAUAACUACUUAAAGGCUCUUAAAGUCCACAAUGAAGAACAAAUGAAGAAGAAACAUCAAGAGGAAAUGUGUGACUUAGUGAAAUGUGUGACCAAAAAGAAAGAAAAUAUGAAAAAAAUCAAAGACUUACUGAAAAAACACAAAAAAGAAACGAAGAGAGAACAAAAUGAAGAAAUAAAGCAGAAGUUGCAACAAAAACAUGAAAUAGAAAUAAAUGAGUUGAUACAGGAAGUGAUGACACAAGUUGACACAUCAAGCUGUCACAUUUUAUGAGAUUUUUUUUAUGUAAACGUCACAACAACAGAUCAGUUUUAGAAGUUUCCUUUUUUCUACUUUCAUUUAGUUUCAAUCAGUGAAACUUUAAAGAAGGAAAUAUUCCAUAGUAAUAUUCAGCAGUGGACUACACUGUAAUGUAAAGCAUGGUCACAGAAAUACUUCUCAUUGGCUGUCUGGUGUCUGAAUCAGCAGCCUGUACAAUAUUCAACUGCAGGUAACCAUAGCAACAGUAGUGAUGCUGCAGGCUUCAUCAGCAGGUAACCAUAGCAACUGUAUUGAUGCUGCAGGCUUCAUCAGCAGGUCACCAUAGCAACAGUAGUGAUGCUGCAGGCUUCAUCAGCAGGUCACCAUAGCAACAGUAGUGAUGCUGCAGGCUUCAUCAGCAGUAAGUGAAACUAAAGCCGAGUGCAGAAUAUAAAGAAUCUCUUCAUGUUUGUCUCAGACUGUGAUCAUGUUGAUGUGGAGGUGCAGAAACCUCACAGCUGAUCUCAGACGAGUUUUAACUGAUUACAACUUUAUUGAA
Molecule: messenger RNA, 3720 nt
Organism: Dicentrarchus labrax (European seabass)
Lineage: Eukaryota; Metazoa; Chordata; Actinopteri; Moronidae
Product: GTPase IMAP family member 8-like
Exons: 7
Coding region: 129-3194 (1021 amino acids)
Molecular function (GO): GTP binding
Source: RefSeq, a predicted model, not a curated record